Molecule: messenger RNA, 3772 nt
Organism: Trifolium pratense (red clover)
Lineage: Eukaryota; Viridiplantae; Streptophyta; Magnoliopsida; Fabales; Fabaceae
Product: elongation factor 2-like
Exons: 4
Coding region: 1029-3560 (843 amino acids)
Biological process (GO): translational elongation
Cellular component (GO): cytosol; ribonucleoprotein complex
Molecular function (GO): ribosome binding; GTP binding; GTPase activity
Source: RefSeq, a predicted model, not a curated record
AAUAUAAAAAAGUGUGCUUUUAUUUUUUAUUUUGCCUAAAUUACCCUCAUCUUCUCUUCUCUUUCUCGUUUUUUCUUAUGACUCCUCCAUUUCAAUAAUAUAAUAUUCCGCCACAGCGCCGCCAUGAUAGAUCACCACUCCGUUAUGCUUUUCUUCGUUCUGCAAAUUAGUUCCCAAAUCUUUUCAAAGUGGUCAAAAUAAUUGCAGAAUUAUUUUUUUUACAAAAACGCGGGAUUGCUCUUCUCACAAUACCCUAGUUCUUCUUCACCGUUUCAAUUUCCCUUUGACAGAUCAAAAACCCAGUCUCUCUUCUCCUCACAAUAUUGUUUCUCAAAACAAUUAUUUUUUCCAUAUCUCUGUAGAAACAAAUCUUUGUCGCCGUGAAACAACUUUCCAUCUUUCUUGUGUUUUUUCUCCGACUUGCCGUCGUCGUUCCCUUUUUUCAGUUUGAAAUUGAAGAGUUUUGGAUUGAAAUUGAAGACUGAUUGUAACCAAUUUUAAAGUUGGAAAGCUUCAGGGUAAUAGAAAAAGAAGAUGAAAUAUUAUAUGUUACUUCAAUUUCAGGGUAAUAAUAGAAAGGAAAAGCCUCAGUUUUUUUUUUUUUUUUUUUCAUAUAUGAAGAAACGUGAUAUUGAUAGAAAGAAAGAAAAUUUGACGAGUUGUGACAGAUUCUCAAGUGGGUGUAGGGCAAUUUUGUCUUUAAUUUUUUUAUGAGACAUACUUUAUGAUACUGCUUAUUUCAAAGUAAAAUAAAUGAGAUCUACCGUCAUUUAUUACUCCUUAACAUGUGCAUUAGCACCCAACUUUUAUUUGGGCCAUGCAGACACGUACCCAUCUUCUCCGGCCCAACAUUGCAUUCUGGAAGCAGCAACCCUACCAAUAAAACCCUAAUCAACUGCUCAUUCUCAUUCUCUCUCACAGCCGUCUCGUCUCCUCCUACUGCUCAUUCUGUCGGUGGAGAUCGGCAUUCACUUUCGUUUCUCAACUAAUUCUGUUUUCUGUGUGGAUUAUUUACAAGACUAGUCAAGAUGGUGAAGUUUACAGCUGAUGAGUUACGUCGUAUUAUGGACUACAAACACAACAUUCGUAAUAUGUCUGUCAUUGCUCAUGUUGAUCACGGAAAAUCAACUUUGACAGAUUCCCUUGUUGCUGCUGCUGGAAUUAUAGCACAAGAGGUUGCUGGAGAUGUUCGGAUGACAGAUACCCGUGCUGAUGAAGCUGAGCGUGGUAUCACUAUCAAGUCAACCGGUAUCUCUCUAUACUAUGAGAUGUCUGAUGAGUCUCUCAAGAGUUACAAGGGAGAGCGCAAUGGGAAUGAGUAUCUCAUUAAUCUUAUCGAUUCCCCUGGGCACGUCGACUUCUCAUCUGAGGUUACCGCUGCACUACGGAUUACUGAUGGAGCACUAGUGGUGGUGGAUUGUGUUGAGGGUGUCUGCGUACAAACUGAAACUGUGCUCCGACAGGCCCUUGGAGAAAGGAUCAGGCCUGUUCUUACAGUUAACAAGAUGGACAGAUGCUUUCUUGAGCUCCAGGUUGAUGGUGAGGAAGCUUAUCAGACCUUCCAGAGAGUUAUUGAGAAUGCUAAUGUGAUCAUGGCUACAUAUGAAGAUCCAUUGCUUGGUGACGUUCAAGUGUAUCCCGAGAAAGGAACUGUUGCUUUCUCUGCUGGUUUGCAUGGUUGGGCUUUUACACUGACCAACUUUGCAAAGAUGUAUGCCUCCAAAUUUGGUGUUGACGAGUCAAAGAUGAUGGAGAGGCUUUGGGGUGAAAAUUUCUUUGAUCCUGCCACUAAGAAAUGGACAACCAAAAAUACUGGUUCAGCUACUUGCAAAAGAGGGUUUGUUCAGUUCUGUUAUGAGCCUAUAAAGCAGGUUAUUAACACUUGUAUGAAUGAUCAGAAGGACAAGUUGUGGCCUAUGCUGACAAAGCUAGGAUGCAGCUUGAAGUCAGAGGAGAAGGACUUGAUGGGUAAGCCUUUGAUGAAACGUGUCAUGCAGACUUGGCUCCCAGCAAGCAGUGCACUUCUUGAAAUGAUGAUCUUUCAUCUUCCCUCUCCAUCUACAGCCCAGAGGUAUCGUGUUGAGAACUUGUACGAGGGUCCCCUUGAUGAUCAAUAUGCUAAUGCUAUCAGAAACUGUGACCCUGAAGGACCUCUGAUGCUUUAUGUGUCAAAGAUGAUUCCCGCUAACGAUAAAGGAAGGUUUUUUGCUUUUGGACGUGUAUUUGCUGGUAAAGUUUCAACUGGUUUGAAGGUCAGAAUUAUGGGACCAAAUUAUGUCCCUGGGGAGAAGAAAGAUUUGUAUGUGAAAAGUGUUCAGAGAACUGUCAUUUGGAUGGGAAAGAGACAGGAGACUGUUGAGGAUGUGCCCUGUGGUAACACAGUUGCUAUGGUUGGUUUGGAUCAAUUUAUCACCAAGAAUGCUACAUUGACAAAUGAGAAGGAAGUCGAUGCACACCCUAUUCGUGCUAUGAAGUUUUCUGUCUCACCUGUUGUCCGUGUUGCUGUUCAGUGCAAGGUUGCUUCAGAUCUUCCUAAGCUUGUUGAAGGUCUCAAACGUCUUGCUAAGUCAGAUCCUAUGGUUGUUUGUACUAUUGAGGAGUCUGGAGAACACAUUGUUGCUGGUGCAGGAGAGCUUCAUCUUGAGAUCUGUUUGAAGGAUUUGCAGGAUGAUUUCAUGGGUGGAGCUGAAAUUAUUAAGUCUGACCCUGUUGUGUCAUUCAGAGAGACUGUUCUUGAGAGAUCAUGCCGCACAGUGAUGAGUAAAUCACCAAACAAGCACAACAGGUUGUACAUGGAAGCAAGACCUUUAGAAGAUGGGCUUGCAGAGGCCAUUGAUGAAGGCACAAUUGGACCAAGGGAUGACCCCAAGAACCGAUCCAAAAUCCUGUCCGAACAGUAUGGUUGGGAUAAGGAUCUUGCCAAGAAAAUUUGGUGUUUUGGACCUGAGACCACUGGACCCAACAUGGUGGUUGAUAUGUGUAAGGGAGUCCAAUACUUGAAUGAAAUCAAGGAUUCUGUUGUUGCUGGGUUCCAGUGGGCAUCAAAAGAAGGUGCUUUGUCUGAAGAAAACAUGAGAGGCAUAUGCUUUGAAGUAUGUGAUGUUGUCCUCCACACAGAUGCUAUCCACAGAGGAGGUGGUCAGAUCAUUCCUACUGCCAGGAGAGUCUUCUAUGCCUCACAGCUGACAGCCAAACCCAGGCUUCUUGAGCCUGUUUACAUGGUGGAAAUUCAAGCUCCUGAGCAAGCUCUUGGUGGUAUAUACAGUGUUCUUAAUCAGAAACGUGGACAUGUCUUUGAAGAACUACAGAGGCCUGGUACUCCACUCUACAACAUCAAGGCAUACCUUCCUGUUAUCGAGUCUUUUGGAUUCUCCAGUCAAUUGAGGGCUGCAACAUCAGGACAGGCUUUCCCUCAGUGUGUGUUUGAUCAUUGGGACAUGAUGUCAUCAGAUCCAUUGGAGGCUGGCUCACAAGCUGCAACACUUGUUACUGAUAUUCGUAAGAGGAAGGGCUUGAAGGAGCAGAUGACACCCCUCUCUGAGUUUGAAGAUAAGCUUUAAAUGGAAGACUAUUUUUAUUUUUAUUACUAUUUUCUCGUUAUUUAAACUGUUGCCUAUUUUUGAAAGUUCAGUAUCUUGAGUUGUCUUUUUCGUUUUUCCGUGAAUUGUGUUGUACUUUGGAUGAUUUGUCUGAGUCGGUGUAUUUUUGGUCUGGUUUGGAUUUGCGCAAUCGUGCUGUUCAGCCUUAUAUUAUAUGCACAUUUUAUUUUAAA